UCGUCGUCAGACCUUGGUUGUUGGUGGUUGUCGGAUCAAGGCCUAUCUGUAGAGCGACACACAGCGAGCGGAGCGUGACACACACACACACACACGCACACACACAGACACGCCGAGAGAGGGGGACUGGGGGCUAUCGUGUGUCAAUUUCGGUCGAGUCACACGAAUUUCACCGACGCACGUCUCGAUCUACGCACGCACUGUAGGCUAGAUCUCAACCUACAACACGUCUUCUCGUGUACGUGUGUCAUGUGUGCGUGCAGAUUUUGAUCUGUUUCUGUCCCCGUUAUGUAAAGUGAAAAGGAAAGUUACAACCAUUACUACUACACUGUUGCAGAGACUGUUAUAGGUGGACCACAAUAUUCGUUCGUUCGUUCAUUCGUGACAUUCGGUCAGUGUGAAGAAAGUGUUUAACAGUUACGUGUGCCGCGGACCGACUUUCGGGUGUGGAUAAGACGGGGGAGUCGGCAACAUGGGGCCUGAACAAACAAGGGUACCAGUGUCAAAUUUGUAACUGUGCUGUGCACAAGAAAUGUCACGACAAAAUCCUGGGAAAAUGUCCUGGAAAUGCCAAAGACAGCAGAGAAACAAUGAUGCUGACAGAGAGGUUCAACAUCAACGUACCUCACAGGUUCAAGAUCAACAACUACAUGUCUCCGACUUUCUGCGACCACUGCGGCUCCAUGCUCUUUGGACUUUUCCGACAAGGACUCAAGUGUGAAGUUUGCGGCAUCAACUGCCACAAGAAGUGCAAAAAGUUCAUGCCCAACCUGUGCGGCAUCAACCAGAAACUGUUGGCCGAAGCCUUACAGCAAGUCCGCAUCUCUACAACGCCCGACAGGAAGAAGCAACUCCAGACCUCAUCCUCCACAGCCAGUGAGAAGUCUUUGAUAGGAGCAGAUGAGGACGAGGAGGAGGAGAGUGACGACGACUCGAGCUACCAGCAGGUUUGGGAUGUGGACGAUGUUCCCACUGCUCAGGUGCCGGCUGUAGAGAUUCGCAAGUUCAAACCGGAGGAUUUCACGUUCCUCAAGGUCUUGGGAAAAGGAAGCUUCGGCAAAGUGAUGUUGGCGGAGAUGAAAGAGAAUGGCACGUUCUACGCAAUCAAAGCCUUGAGGAAAGACGUGGUGCUGGAGGAUGACGACGUGGAGUGUACCAUGAUAGAGAAGAGGGUCCUCUCCAUCGGCUGCAAGCAUCCCUUCCUCACACACCUGCACAGCACCUUCCAGAGCAAGAGCCAUCUGUUCUUUGUGAUGGAGUACCUCAAUGGGGGUGACCUUAUGUUCCAUAUACAAGUCUCUGGAAAGUUUGAAUUUCAACGAGCUCAAUUCUAUGCAGCAGAAAUAGUUUGUGGCCUUCAGUAUCUACACAAGAAUGGCAUAAUAUACAGGGAUCUCAAACUGGACAAUGUGAUGCUGGACAAGGACGGUCACAUCAAGAUCGCUGACUUUGGUAUGUGUAAGGAGAAGAUCUUUGGUGAGAACAAGGCAACGACUUUCUGUGGCACCCCAGACUACAUCGCUCCAGAGAUCCUGAAAGGAGCCAAGUACAACGCGUCGGUGGACUGGUGGUCGUUCGGGGUGCUGCUGUACGAGAUGCUGAUUGGUCAGUCUCCGUUCCACGGGGAUGACGAGGACGACUUGUUCCACUCCAUCCUCCACGACACGCCCAGGUAUCCGCACGCCACGCCCCGUGAGGCCUCCACUAUGAUGAGUCUGCUCUUUGAGCGCAACCCGCCAGACAGACUGGGCAUGCCCACCUGUGCAGCUGGACCAAUCAACUCGCAGGCUUUCUUCCGCAACAUCGACUGGGAGAAGCUGGAGGCCAGGCAGAUACCUCCUCCUUUCAAGCCAAAGAUCAAAAGCGCCAGUGACAUUUCCAACUUUGACUCUGACUUCACGGCAGAGAAGGCACAGCUGACCCCACCCGACGCAGCGCUCCUGAAAACCAUGAACCAGCACGUCUUCAAACACUUCUCCUUCACCAGCCACGACGCUCUGCGCUCAUGAUGACCAUGAUGUUGUGUAUUGCUCGUUGUACAAAAUCUGUCCUCGUUAAUUAAUUAAAUUAAAUCAUGCAUUAUGAACA
Aplysia californica (California sea hare) is the source of this 2088-nucleotide messenger RNA. Its product is annotated as protein kinase C delta type. Gene Ontology annotation, biological process: protein phosphorylation. The record is from RefSeq and is a predicted model, not a curated record. Lineage: Eukaryota; Metazoa; Mollusca; Gastropoda; Aplysiida; Aplysiidae. Gene Ontology annotation, molecular function: ATP binding; diacylglycerol-dependent serine/threonine kinase activity.